ACUAAUAGUUCAAUAACUAUUUAUUAAGGAAAUAACAAGCGGGGUGCAAGGGUUCCAAACACGAGAGCCCCAAGCCACGGUGUAUAUGGAGACCUUCGGACACUCCUUGUAAAGGGCACAAUCUGAGACGCGGAAGAGAGCUCUAAAUAGUUUAUUCCAGGGCGGGGGCGGGCCAGGCGGGUGUCCAGGAGCGACGGACCAGGUCCGUGGAGCCUCAGUGAGGGGCGCCCUGCGGAAAAAAAGUGAGGACUUAGUCAUGUAGCAAAUAGAUUUCCUCGACAGCUCCAUCCCACACAGUCCCACCUCCUUCUUCCGACAAUCGCCGCAGAAGACACCAAUGGACGCGUUCACCAGCUGCACCCCACACAGCAAAAUCUCCAGGCACGAGGCGGCCACCAGCAGCGAGAAGAGUGUCACGUUCCAACAGACCACACGUGGCGGCUCCGCGCACGAGCUCCACUGAGUGCGGUUGAGCAGAUAGGAGCCUCUGCGGGCGGGGCAGGGUCACGUGAGAGAAGGAGGUCACGAGGAGCGCGCCCCCCUCGGGGCUCCCCGCCCCGCGCAGGCGCCGAGGGGGAUAUGCAAAGGACUCGUUCGGCCCACGUGGAGGAAGCUGUCUCGAAGCCGAAUCCCACCUAGGUUUCUCGGUCCACGUGGGACAGGCAGGUGGGCAGUAGCAGAGAAUGGAGGCGGGGGCGCGAAUACAGGCUGAGCCUUACGCGGUGUGUUGGAAGUGGUAGUCCCAGGAGCCGUGCAUUAAGCAUCGCGGUCCAAUUCGGAGCCCGGCUCCUGAUACCGAGAGGCAGUAGAUGGCACCAAGCAUCCCGAACGCCGAGCAGAAGACCGAUCGCAGCAUCUGGAUACAGAGUGCGAGGAGAGCGAUUCCCACAGCAGCCUGCACCACAACAGCCUUUGCCCCCUGCCCGGACGGCGGAAAUUCCUGGACACAGUACCUGUGGGAUCAGAGUCGAUGUGAUAGCGAGUCAUCCAGGUCCCCAACUUGGAUCAGCACUUACCCCGUAUUGUGACGAGGGUCCAAACCAGGAUACUGCAUCGUAUUUAGUUGUCAUGUCUCCUUAAGUCUCUUCCAAUCUGUCACCAUUUCUUGGUCUUUCUUUGCUUUUCGUGACUUUGAUGCUUUUGAAGAAUAGCAGUCAGGGGUUUUGUAGACUGUCCCACAGAUUGGUUUUGUCUGGUGUGUUCUCAUGAUUAGUCUAAAGUUAUGGAUUUGGGGGAAUAAUACUACAGAGGGGAUGUGGCCUUAUUGCAUCAUGUCAGGGAGCAUGAUGUCAACAUGACUUCUUAUUUCUUGUAAACCUAGUCACUUGGUGCAGGUGGUGUCUGCCAGGUUUCUCCACUAUUUUUCCCUUUCUAUACGUUGUGAUAAGAGUCAAGCCCGGCCCACACUCACAGGGAUUUUAAAAGUGGAGGAAAGUUCAUUGAGGGGAUUUAAGCAGGGAGUAAUGUUUCGAAUGUCUGUUUUGGAAGGAACACGAGAUAUGGUGGCAUUUGCAGUGGGACUGGACAUAAACUGCUGGAUGUUGAGUGACCAGCAGCCUGACUCAGCUGGAGCUGGUUCUUUAUGGGCCGUGAAGGAUGAGAGAAGGUGGAGUCAGGGAUGGCCAUGAAGUUUCUAACUUGGACAGUUGGGUGGCUGGGGUCUUUCACUGACUCUAAACCAAGGUUGUGAGUGCCCCUAGGAGGUUGCAUGCCUCCCCUGCCCCCGCCCCCGUCCCCUCUCCCCCCCAGAGAGAAGCCACUUUCUGUUUCUUGGUCUUGCUUGACUCGGAUCCGGUCCCUGCCUGUUACUGGGGCCGGAAAAUGCCUUGUCAACACACACAUUAGAAGAAGUUUGGGAUUACCCAGGAGGGCAGAAUCCCAGAGGGGACAGCUUUCGAGGAACUGAAGAAAAAUGGAAGAAAAUGUCAUCCGUAAAUCCUUUAAUCCUCUUUCCAUUUAAGGACCCAGUUAUGAGCGUUUGACUCAGUGGUUUCAAACAAGCCCUGGUUUGUCCUCCGCUCUGUCCUCUUGGCAGCCGACCUCGCCACCUGCUGCCUCCUGCUGGGCCCCGUCUGCCUCCCCUGGGGGGUUUGCUUCCCGUGGGGACUCCCUGCUGGUAGGGGCUGGCUUCCCAUCCGCCUCUGUUUCUACUUUCUCGGUGCCUGCGCCCUCCUCCUCUCCCCCUUCCUCCAGGCUGACAAAGCUGACAUAGGGGCUUAGGUCCCGCAGGUGGAGUGGGGGCUCGUCUCCCAGGAGCCGGGCAGCCCCCAGGCCUGGUGCAGGGCCUGGCUCUGCCCCUUGCCCCAGGCUGAUGCCCACACUACGGUUGGGCAAGACGUGGAGCACCCAAAGGGCGCGGUCCUGGGGCAGCCUUCUGAUCUGAGCCUCCAGCUGCCACCAGCAACCCUCCGGGCUGGUUCUCACGGCCCCGCGCUCCGCCACGAACUUGCGGAACCAGCCAAAGAGGAGGGCAACGAAAUCAAGGAACUCAUCCCGGUAUCCAGACACAAACUCCAUGUCUUCAGGGAAACAAGGCCUGGGCCCAGACUGAGCAGAGGGAGGGAUGUAGGGUGAGAGAGAGGUACUCGGGAGAGUUUGGGGCUGGGUCAUAAAAUGGGGGAGAUUGUGGGUUUGAGGGUCACUUAGGGUGGAAUCUAUGGAUGAGUGUUAGGAGUGAGGAAGGAGUUUUCAGGGCGGAGGAUGGGAAUUCAGGGUGAGAAUGGGGUCCAGACUUGAAAGUGGGUGAUAGGGUUAAGGAUGAGUAGUCGGGAGGGAGAUGGUAUUUGGGGCUCAAAAUUUUGAGGCUCAAACCCUCAAAGGUAGGGUUUAAGUUGAGGAUAGAAGUGGGAGAGGGCUAAUCCUAUGGGCAAGGCUUUGGUGAGGAGGGAAGAGUUUUGGAUCCGUCUGUGGGGUGUGGGAGGAGGGGGACAGGAGCUAGGGCAUCUUGGGCUUGGAUAGGUUUGGCGGUGAGCCCCGGUACACCUAGCCCCUCCCGUCCGGUCCGCUACUCCGGUACCUGCAGCCGCCACCACUUUUCGAAGGUAAAUACCUCGGGGUGGGGCGUGACGUCAGGCUGCCCGAGCCCUCCGCCGGCUCCUCGGGUUGCCACGCCCCCUGUGUCUUACGCGGCGCAGAGGCGCUCAGGGCAGUCAGUGUGCUGCUGGGCGCGCGGACUCCUCUGCCGCGGUCACUCCAGCCAUGUGACUGGAUCUGUGACUGGAUCCCAGUGCGCCGGACCCGAGCCCGAAAAGUGAAAGCCUCUCGAAGGAGGAGGUCCAGCCGACUGACCUGCGGAGGGCGGGCGGGGCUGACAUCCCCGGGCCCAACCGGAUCAGCCUAGUGGGCAGUGCCCGCCCGCCACGCCUGGCCCUGCAGCCUGGACUUUUUUCCGCUUUCUUUCGCCUUCUUCAAACAUUCCUGGCUGCCUCCUCGACGGGGCACUGGGCUGGGUGCGGGAGCGCGGGCAGAGGCGCUCCGCCUCCCGGAGUUUCCCCGCCGCCCCAGGCUGGCGAUCACGCGGCUACAACGGUACUGACCGCACUUACUGGUUCGAGACGGUGAGGGCGCCCAGAGGCAGGCGCCGACACCUCGCGCCUCGCCUCGGCCCGGCCUUGGUGCCGACGGCCGCCGUCUCCCGCAGAAUCUCAGGCGUAGCGGGAGAAGGAAGCGAAAGCCAUUGAGAAACCGGCUGGAGCACGUCUGGGAGUCAGACAGGGCGAGGCGGGCCCGAGAUGAUGCUGAGCUGGGAACUCCGGAUCCUCUUGCUCCUACUCUUUCUAUUGUGCCACACUCCUCCAGGCGAUAGCAAUGAAGGUAGCAUCGCUGGCAGUUGUCCCUGUGAUAGAAGAAUUUCUUCCCACUCCCCUCCUAACGAUCAAUACAUGGGACAUCUCCGAAAAUACCUGAAAGUCUAUCAACGUUGCUCUUCCUACGUCAGGUUCCAGCUACCCUUGGGAAGUGUGUGUGGAGGCAGCAGUGACCGGUGGGUCCAGGAACUGAUGCGCUGCUUUGAUCGUGAAGAAUGUGGACGUGCUCACACCAGGAGUGUGGCCCACCAGGGACAUGUAGCUCCCCGCAGCACCCAAGUUCCUGAGCCCACAGAACAGACACCUUCAGCCACGGGCACCCCCUCACAGAAGUACCUGCCAUCUACCCUGCAGCCUACCCAGCAGCCCAUCUCUCCAGAAGGAGCAACUUUGUUGGACCAAAAGCUCAUCCACACCAAUGAGACUACCACUUACACUUUGGGCCACCGUCUGGGGGCAAGGCCUGGGGCCAGGGGGAACCAGAGGCAGCUGGGAGAGAAUGUGGGUCCUGCAGCUGGGACAUCAGCCAUGGUGCCAGUGCUGUCCCUCUUGGGCAUCGUUUUCCUCCUCACUGGAGCCCUGCUCUACAUGCUGUGCGAGAAGAGGAGGAAGCAGUCACUGCAGUGUCCUCCAGAUUUGCACCUUCAUUAUGUGCGUGUGGCAGCAGACGCCAAUGCUUAAAGAAUGGAAGCUUGUGAGGGCAGAUUACGAUUUAUUCAGUAUCAAAUGCAGUUAAUAUACUAGAGCAAUCCCUGGCACGUGGUAGGCACUCUCCACAUAUCUGUCGAUGUUUAAUACACAACUAACCAGCCACUGCCCUCUCUUAGACGUUCCCUCCAUUUUUUUUUUCUAUGCUGUAAUUUAAAAUCACCUCUUAUACUAGAUAUUUUGUACAAUUUCUGUAUGUGGAUUUUUUAACUACUAAAACUUAUUUUUAUAA
Messenger RNA from Globicephala melas (long-finned pilot whale), 4746 nucleotides. The record is from RefSeq and is a predicted model, not a curated record. NCBI's taxonomy places the organism in Eukaryota, Metazoa, Chordata, Mammalia, Artiodactyla, Delphinidae.